Messenger RNA from Protobothrops mucrosquamatus (brown spotted pit viper), 716 nucleotides. Its product is annotated as voltage-dependent L-type calcium channel subunit alpha-1S-like. The transcript has 5 exons. Gene Ontology annotation, molecular function: high voltage-gated calcium channel activity. The record is from RefSeq and is a predicted model, not a curated record. Gene Ontology annotation, biological process: calcium ion import across plasma membrane. Gene Ontology annotation, cellular component: voltage-gated calcium channel complex; membrane. NCBI's taxonomy places the organism in Eukaryota, Metazoa, Chordata, Lepidosauria, Squamata, Viperidae. The annotation marks the transcript as partial.
GGACCCCUGAUGAAUACAAGACUCCUCCAGUGAAUAAAGUUUACUUUCUUCUGUCUGCUUCUUCCACUGCAAGGGAUAUGUUCUUUCCACAGCUCCCUGCCAUAGAUCCUGAUGACAGCGGUCGUAUCUCCAUCACUUUUUUCCGGCUUUUCAGGGUCCUAAGGCUGGUAAAAUUGCUGAGCCGAGGAGAAGGCAUUAGAAAUUUGCUCUGGACAUUUAUCAAAUCCUUCCAGGCACUACCUCAUGUGGCUUUGCUGAUCGUAAUGUUGUUCUUCAUCUAUGCUGUGAUUGGGAUGCAGAUGUUUGGGAAAAUUGCACUGGUAGAUGGAACUCAAAUAAACCGGAACAACAACUUUCAGACUUUCCCACAAGCAGUGUUGAUGCUAUUCAGGUGUGCCACAGGUGAAGCCUGGCAGGAGGUCUUAUUAGGUGCCAGCUAUGGCAAAUUAUGUGACCCUGAGUCUGAUUUUGCUCCUGGAGAAGAAUAUACCUGUGGUUCAGGCUUUGCUUAUUUCUACUUUGUAAGCUUUUACAUGCUGUGCGCAUUCCUGUGCCACCCCCAUGAUGCAGAUGAGGAAAUCAGACUGACUAGAUUCCAGUACAUUAUGGCUAAUGUGAUUUGGAAUGGAGACUUUUUGGCCUACAAUUCUCAUUUCCAGGGGUUACGCUGUAGCAGGUUAAUGAAAUGUACAUUAGGGGUCCUUGGUGCUCUCUGA